AUGGCACCCAAAGUCCUUGUUGUCCUGACAUCUCAGAAUGUCAUUCCCAACACCGAGCAUCCUACAGGAUGGUACCUCCCCGAAUUCGCCCAUCCCUGGAAAGUUCUUCACGAAGCCGGUGUCGAGCUCACAAUCGCCUCUCCCAAGGGCGGUGAAGCGCCCCUCGACCCGGCCUCCGUCGAAUUGUUCAAGGAAGACGAGACGUCAGUCUUAUUCCACAAGAAUCAGCAAUCGCUAUGGAAGAACACCGUCCGUUUAGCGGACAUUGUGCCGCGCGCGAAGGAGUUUGAUGCUAUUUUCUAUGUUGGUGGCCAUGGACCAAUGUUCGACCUCGUCUCGGACCCCAUCUCCCUCUCCCUCAUCCAAACCUUCGCAACCGCCAAAAAACCCGUCUCGGCCGUCUGCCACGGCCCCAUCGUGCUCGUCAACGCGACCACUCCAUCCGGCGAAUCGCUCCUGCGCGACGCCACAGUGACGGGAUUCUCAAACACGGAGGAAGAUCAGGCACAAAUGACUUCUGCCAUGCCUUUCCUGUUGGAAGACCGUCUCAAGGCGAUCCCCGGUGCCAAGUAUGUGAAGGCUGAGCAGCCAUGGGGGGAGAAGGUGGUUGUUGAUAAGACUUAUCAGUUUGGAGGAGUGUUGAUUACGGGGCAGAAUCCGGCUAGUGCGUCGGGGGUUGGAAAGGAGUUGGUGAAGGCUUUGGGAUUGUAA
This is a messenger RNA of Talaromyces amestolkiae, 711 nucleotides long. RefSeq lists its product as uncharacterized. NCBI's taxonomy places the organism in Eukaryota, Fungi, Ascomycota, Eurotiomycetes, Eurotiales, Trichocomaceae. The transcript has 3 exons. The record is from RefSeq and is a predicted model, not a curated record. Bases 1 to 711 code for a protein of 236 amino acids. Gene Ontology annotation, molecular function: glyoxalase III activity.